Molecule: messenger RNA, 1331 nt
Organism: Terrapene triunguis (Three-toed box turtle)
Lineage: Eukaryota; Metazoa; Chordata; Testudines; Emydidae
Product: 39S ribosomal protein L50, mitochondrial
Exons: 2
Coding region: 25-504 (159 amino acids)
Cellular component (GO): mitochondrion; mitochondrial large ribosomal subunit
Source: RefSeq, a predicted model, not a curated record
CAGUCUGUCUGUGUCGUUUCCAAGAUGGCGACCUCCUGCGGGCUCGUGCGUGCCUGGAGGCGGCUGAGUCUGGGGGUCCCGCCGCGCAGGGCAUUGUGGGACGGCCUGAGCAGGAAGAAGGUGAGAGAACCAGAGGUGGUUGAAACAGCUGUUCUAGUGAAAGAACCACCCAUCCUGGUAUGUCCCCCACCACGCAGUAGGAAGUACCUUCCCCCAGAGGAUCUCCAGAGUCGUCUUGAGUCUCAUGUCAGGGAAAUCUUUGGACCCUCACUCUCUGAGGACUGGCAAAAGGCCUCACUAAAAGAAAGCAAGUUAAAGUAUCGCCUGCUGGCGCAACUGGCUGCAGAACUAGGCCAUGCGGUCCCCAAUUCACGACUCCACCAAAUGUGCACUGCUGGGGAUGUCUUAGCUUUCUACAGCACGCAGGUCAAAGAUGCCUCAAAAUUUGAUGAGCUAUGCACUGCAGAGCUGCCUUCAAACCUAAAGAUUAUGUGGGAACACUGAGUCAUGCCAGAGAAGAGGGAUGACUUCUGGGAUGAUGUCUAAGCGACAUUCAUCAUGGUGAUGGUCUACACAUCAUAUACUCCGUUGGGAAUUCAUUUAAAUGUCUUCAGAUUUCAAGGACACGGCUUACUGCUUCCAAAAAAAAAAAAAAAAAAGCUUUUGUUAUGAUGCAACAGUGACAGCUGGUCAGUAAAGAGAACAACAUUUGUAUCCCCUCUAUUCCAGGCCAUGUUCCUUAUUUAAGGGUACAGCAACACUGCAAAAACAAACUAGCAGAUAGUUUCAGAGACUGGGUCAACUGACUCAGGCUUAUAGUAGGAGGCUCAGACUCAGGGCUGUAUGUCUCUUUUGCUGUGUUGACAUACCCUACGAGUAAUAGAGGUUGAGGAUAAACAAAGGGCACUGAUCCUUGCAUCACUGUAAACUUCAUUACUGGAAUCGGUAUUGCAUAAUGGGGUUUAGUGACUUGCCAUAUACAUGAUGUAGAGAGAGGUGAAUAUUGAGGGAAUUUGUCAGACUUAUUCAUGUCUGCUGGAGCUAACAGAUUGUGGAGGAGGGGUGGGGAAAAAAGUCACCCUUUCGCUUUCUCCAGUGUAUCUUGUAACAGUCAGCCUUCUCUGGAUGGCGUGGAAAUGUAGGUCCUAUCAGCAAUAGCACAAUCAAAGCAAUUCCAGAUGCACAGUCCUCAAAUCCAUUAGGUGUAGGGUGUUUAGAUUACAAAUUGGCUGCUCUUGAAGAAAGUGCUGUGUGGAUGUACCAAAACACACAACUGGUUGCUUUUAGACAAUGAGCUCUAGGCUAACUCAAAACAACCAUUGUCUUAAGUU